GCCGCUUUGUAAACAUUUAUCGUCGUUCACCCACCGCGUCGUCCUUGUUGUCGCCUCCUCCGUGUCUGUGCUACGAGUUUUCGUCAUCGGCGUCAUCGGUCUCCUCUCGGUCCAGCACUCCUGCAGCACUUGUUUUUGGCCAAAACCCAUACCCGUGCCCAUACACCCGUAGCAUCUGCCAUCCCGACGAUUCGGGUGUUGAUACAUUUUUGGCCCGUAACUUUGACGAGCGUCAAAGAGAAUUAAAGCCCCUCCGACAGUACGCGCCCCUGCCCCUCCCCCAGUGCUUGUGAUUCCAGUGAAAGUUCUGUGCUUCUAAAAAAAAAAAUUCGACAACAUCUUGCUGAUGGAAGAAAUCAAAACGUCUGCAAAAAAUAUUAUCAAAAGUAAUAAAUGAAUAACAAAAUACAAAACAAACGCCAUCAAUAAUUCAUGGGAAAAAAACAACACAAACAGAAAUAACCAAAAAUAAAAGCUUGCGGCGCGUCGUUCUUUAAAUAUUUUAUAAAUUAAUUCUGCAAACAGCAUAAACGAAAUUACAAGCCGAAAAACAAAAAAAAAAAAGAAUACAACAAAAACAUCAGGAAUUAAUGUAGUGCCUAAUGCAAUGUGUAAUAAAACCGAGUAGACCAGGAGGUGCAGCAGAUCAUUAAAUACCCGCAACACACAGUUACAAAGAAAAAUACGAAAUAUGAAAUACAAAUUUAUAUUUAUUAUUGAAUAAAUAAGCAGAGUAAAUACCGCAUAUGCUACCCGUGAAAGCAAAUUGAAUUAUACAGCAAAUUAAACAACAAAUACGAAUACUUGUCGUCGUAAUAUUGGAUGUUUGGCUUUUAAAGUGUGUACAACUUAAUUGGACUUAGCAACGUCUAAAUUCAGAAAAAACGAAGUGUGAUAUUGCAGGCGAUAAAUAUCAGGAACUUAUAAUAUUAUUUUGGAAUCGGAAUUCUAAGAAACAGUACCACAAAAAUUACCAUAAUGUUGGCCUUUCACAACGAACAUAUUGCCAGUUGCGCUUUUCUCACUUACUUCAGUCCGGAGACCUCGGCCACGCCCGCCACGUCGCCCACCUCGGGGGCACAGGCCUCGCUCCCCAAUGACAAGCAGUCCAUAGCAGGGAUGAACCGUGCUUUACAGCUGAAGCCAGCUGAAAAUGAAAGUCGCAGCGAGCAUUUAGAUCGCAAGCUGUUCGUUGGCAUGCUCAGCAAACAACAGACCGAAGACGAUGUUAGACAAAUCUUCCAUCCGUUCGGCACCAUAGAGGAGUGCACCAUUCUUCGCGGCCCGGACGGUGCUAGCAAAGGCUGCGCUUUCGUCAAAUUUGGUUCGCAGCAGGAGGCCCAGUCAGCAAUAACCAACCUACACGGAAGUCAAACUAUGCCGGGAGCAUCCUCCAGCCUGGUCGUCAAAUACGCCGACACGGAGAAGGAGCGACAAAUAAGGCGCAUGCAGCAAAUGGCCGGUCACAUGAACCUCCUCAAUCCGUUCGUCUUUAAUCAGUUCAGUCCGUACGGCGCCUACGCUCAGCUCCCCUCUCCCCCGGAACUGCAGCAGCAGCAGCAGGCCGCCCUGAUGGCCGCCGCCGCCACGGCGCCCGGCUCCGCCGCCUACAUGAACCCCAUGGCGGCCCUGGCAACGCAGAUACCUCACGGCCUCAACGGCACCGGCCAGCCUCCCUCGCUGCCCUCGCCGACCAUGCCCAACUUCAACAUGGGCGCCAACACGCCCAACGGCCAACCCGGCGGAGCGGCUGCCGCUGCCGCUGCGGCGGCCGCUGCGGACGGCGUCUUCACGAACGGCAUUCCACAAACGGCAUUCCCAGGACAUCCACUGCACUUGACUAUACCGCCACAAGGUUUGCCAAACGGCGAUGCUGCUACCCUGCAACAUGCCUUCCCUGGUCUGCCACCGUUUCCAGGAGUUGCCUUCCCCGCCGUCUAUGGACAGUUUCCACAAGCUUUACCACCUCCCCUAGCGGCGGUUGCACCCACUCAGCGUGAAGAUUUUCUGAUGUUCCCAGGAUGUUCGAUAUCCGGACCCGAGGGCUGCAAUCUCUUCAUCUACCACUUGCCGCAAGAGUUUGGCGAUGCCGAGUUAAUGCAAAUGUUCCUGCCCUUCGGCAAUGUGAUCAGCUCCAAGGUCUUCAUCGAUCGUGCUACAAACCAGAGCAAAUGUUUCGGUUUUGUUUCAUUCGAUAAUCCCGCCAGCGCUCAAGCGGCCAUUCAGGCCAUGAAUGGCUUCCAGAUUGGCAUGAAAAGACUGAAAGUUCAAUUGAAGCGGCCAAAGGAUGCCAGUCGACCCUAUUAACAAUCGGAGUUCCUUAAACGCAAUUCACAACAAGAACAACAACAACAACAACAACAACUACAGCUACAACCAACUGGAGCAACAACAUCAGCCACAGCAGCUUUGCCAACAACUACAGCAUUUUCCGCAGCCACGCCCACACCGGGCGGACUAAGCUCCGCCUCCGCGACAGCCACAACAACAGCCCACUAUAAUAGCCUUAGCAGCUGCUUUAGGCCAACUUUGCCCACUGAGAGCUCCACCCACCACGCCCACAUGCCCUACACCUUCGCCAGCUGGCGCAGCGGCACCUACUGCUACCGCAACAACAACAACAACAACAACAACAACAGCGACAACUGCAGCGAUAAGAACAGCAACAACAACAACAAUAUCAGCAACAACAACAGGAACGAUCCAGAGUCCCAGUCGAAAAACGAUCCACAACAACCCAACACCAAUUGCUCCAAGGUGGAACUGGUCGAGAGACUGUUCAUGUGGCAGCAACAGAAGCGAAAGGCCUAGGUGCAACAUCAGCCACAACAGCAACCAGAACAACUGCAGCUACAAUAAGGAGCAACUAUUGAUGGGAUGGUCGUCAGCCAUGCUAUGUGAAAACGAUUAUAGAAACUAAAUACACGCAAGGAGUGUGUAACAAAAAAAAAAAUAAAAAAUAGUAAACAAGAAAAAUGUAAAUGAAAAAAAGAAAACACCUUAGAGCUGAAAAAAUGAAUAGAUUUAUAUAUAUAAUAUAUUUAUAUAUAUUUAUCCGAUUAUACAUUCAACUGAAUGCAGUACAGCAGUACAUACAAAAUAAUGAGAGAAAACCAACCACAAAAUUAUAAAAUUGAGAAAAAACCGAAAGAAUGACAGAAUUUUUGCCAAAAUAUCGAUUUAAUAAAAGUAUAUAUUUAUAGAAGCAAGGAACAAAAACAUUGAUAUUGAUAGUUUUGUUAACAACUAAAGAACAAGAACAUUGCACACCACUACACUCCCCACACAGAACACAAAACUUGAGACAAAAACUGACUGGCAAGAGACCAAAAUUAUCUGGGUUUUCAAAUAAAAAACAAACAAAAAAAAAAAAACAAGAAUAAAAACAAUUAAGGACGAUAAGAGCAGCAACCAUUUUAUAUGAGUAAUUGGUGAUGGGAAUUUAUAAAAAUUAACCAAUCUGCGCAAGGAAAAUUAGUUGAAGAACAGAGCAAAAACAAAAGAACAACUAUUAAAACUGAAUUUGUUAAUCUAAUGAUGAACUCGAUCGGAGUUUAAAGUUAAUCGAGUAAUUAGAAGGCGUCAGCUAAAGGAAAGGGUUAUAAAGUGUAGAAGGGACGUAGAGGAAGCUAGGUGAGAUGGAAGACAAAGUAGGUCUGCAACUUUUUAGCAUUUAGUGGUAAGCAAAAUGGCAAAGAUUCAACAGAUGCAUAAACAGAUUAUAUGUACACAUGAAAAAUUAACACAAAAAUUCGAAUUUAAUUAAUUUUAAGUAAAACAAAACGGAUAUAGGAAGUUAGAACUAGGCGGGACAGAGCAAGCCACUUAAUAUAUGCGACAUGCUUUGAGGGCCAUGUCCGACCCCAAAGGGUUCGACCAGCCUGACCACGAGCAAAAAUAUCAUUUUUUAUAAUACAUAAAUGAGUACUAAUUUUAGAAAUAUUAUAAUAUGGAUUUGUUAGAACUAUUGAAGAGAAUCACGGUGAGGGAAGCUAAACAAAAAACAUUGAAAAGAUUAACGAAAUACAAUAUCUAAAGCGAUCAUUUACGUUGGCCUAUAUUCUCUGAGGGAGAAAGUUCUUGUAAUUGUUUUAACUUCUCAACUUGUUUGAUUCGAUGCCGUUUGGUUUAAAAUUGUAUUCAACAAAAUCGUAAACGAUUUUAUAGAAUAAUAAACAAAAUUUUGAAUAAAAUCAAACAACAACUUUACACUUAAUCUUAGCUGCUUUCAACAAAAACAAUUACAGGUACUUACAGAUAUACAUGCAUAUAUAUAUAUAUAUACAUAGAAAUAUAUAAUAAAAUCAAGAAAAAGCAAAAAGUAAAUAAAAACACAAAGAGAAGAGAGGGAAGGAAAAUAUAAAUAGGGCUACUGAGAAACGGAAAACAUAAAAAACAUUUUGCUAUGGAAGUAUUACUAUAAAAAUAUAUACAAAAUAGAUAUACAGAACAGCAGAAAACUGAAAGUUUUGGCCACUUAUUUUCACAACCAGCUCCGAGAAAGAUACAGAUACAGCAAAAGAAUCAGAUUCCGAUCAAGUUGACCAUAGCGCGCCCUAGCCAGACUAAGCAAACUAUUUAACACUAAGCAUAUAUUAAUUAUUAUUGAUUGUUAUUAUAAACAAACAAAUUACCAUUAGAAUUUUUAUCACAGUCAAAAAGGAAGCAAGUAUUUUUUAGCAAAACUAGAGAAUUUAUCACGGCCUAUUAAAUUUAUUCUCAACCAUUUCGUUUCGUUUGACACACCGACAAAGGACGACACAACACCCCCGCACACCUACACUGAAAUCCAACUAAAAUUAUUGUCAAUAAAGAAGCGUAAAAAUGAGAUCUUUAUCCGACACUUACUCAACUGUCUGUUGAAUCGAAUCAUUAACAAUUUAGCAGCAAAAUCUGUACAAAAGCAAGAGGGGAAGGAGGACCGAAGAGUCAAAUCUACAGCUAAAUAUGCCAAAAAAUAAGAUUAUGGAUAGUGAAAAGAUAAAGAAGGGAGGGUGGAGAAAAUUAACAAUUAUUUAGAGUUUGUAUAGUGAAAAUGAUAAGUUUAGAGUCGCCUAGUCUGUGGGUCCUGCAGGGGAAUCCCCGACUGCGGGACGUAUUUGAUACUAAAGAUAUAAAAUUUAAAUAUUAACAAAUACAAAUAUAAAAAAUAUAAGAAAUAUUUAAAUAUGAAAAUAAAAUUGUUAUCAGAGUUAAAGUUAAUUUUGUUACCAGUGCAAUAAAUACUUUGGUGCAGAUACUUAUGGGUUCCCUCUCAACCAAUAUCAGUUUCGAUUUCAGUUACAGUUUACAUUUUACACUUAUGUUGUGAGUAUUGCCAGUCGGAUCACUGGGACAGUAUUAGAAAUCGGAGGAUAAAUAUUAUAUUCAAGGUCGAAUCGAAUUAAUCUGUUUAGUUUUUCCACGUUUAUUUUGUCACAAAAUGUUAGGCCUCGACAGGAGAAAUAUUGUAAAUAUAGAAAAUGAAAACUAAGGCGGAUGAAAGUCCCACACUGAGAAGAAACGAAUGGAAAUGGCAGUUAUUUAACGACACAUGCAUACAAGUAUAAUUAUAUACAUACCUACAAACAUACAAGUACAUAACGUAUAUAUGAAAAUUAUCAAACUGAUUUUAGCGCCUAUUCAAAAGUAGUUCAGCCAGAGACACCCAAGAAUUUUGACAGCUUUGAAUUAAAAUGCUAAACUAGAAUUUUACUUCGGAAAACUCAUCCAGAUACACGAACACACUACAUGUAUUUACGAUCUUGUAUGAAUCGAUCUAGUCAAAUUCAAGUUAAUUAUUGCAUAAAGAAAAUUAAACCUUAAUGAAGAAUAAGAAAUAUAAAAAUCAAGUCAAACUAUUGAGAUAAUAAUAAUUUACUAUUAUUAUGUACUAUGAUUAUGAUUAACGAAUUAUAAUUUAUUUAUGUAUUGAAAAUACGAACACAAGUAUUUAAAUUAAAAUAUAACAAAUUAUUAUUACAAUUAUUAUUAUUAUUAUUAUAUGCUAUUAUACAAACAUUUUUAGAUCAUAUACACUAUACUAUAAAACAUACGGAAUCAAGCAAAAUAAUUCAUUUUGUGCUAAACUGAUUUUGGCAAAAUUAUGCAAAUUAUAUACCAAGAGGAAGGAUACUAAACCCUAAAUUAUCGUAACUAUUAUUUCUAAAGCAUAACACACAAUAAAACUAAACUAAACCAAGAGAAGCAGAACAAAUAAAAGAGAAAACAAAUUGAAAACCAAAAAUACAAUGCAACCAACUUGUUUUAUUUUCUUCUCAUUAUUUUCCGCGUCUGUGACAUCCGGCUUUUGAUUCAUUUCAAUUGGCAGAUACCAGGACAGACUAGGUCACACACCCCCGAAACACACACAAUCCCCACUCCCACUCGCAACAGAGGACUGAGAAUUUGGCAUAAUCCCCAACCCCGAUUUGAAUAUCGUUUCCAACCAUGUUCUCCCUUGAGUAUCGUUUGAUAAAAACUAAAAACAAAAACCAAAACACGAAAAGGGCUGUGACACGAACGUUUAACAAAAAGUGUGAACAAAAUCAAAUUUAUUUAUUGUUUGCGCUUGGUUUGAUUUUAAUGUUAAUUUUAAAGAGCGGUGAUAACAAGAAACCACUAAAGCCAAAUCAAAAUUAAAUUGAUAAACGAAUAAAAUACAAUAUAAACGAACAAUUAAGUCGCUUAAUUCAAAUUCGAAAUGAAAUGUGAUGAAAGCAAAAAAAAAGCAUAAAUAACUAACAAAAAACAUGUCGAAUUCAUAUUAAACAUUAACGAAUAGAAAAAGACAAUUGUACCUUGAGCAUGAAGUGUAAAAAUUGGAACUCGUAAAAAUUAAAGUAUUCCUAGAAAUAAACCAUAGAUAACAACCACAUUAACUGAAAAUGGACAGGUUUCGCCCAUCUGCUUGAGGGGAUAUGAAAAUUGGCACGUUUCUUUGCAAGUUUUGCCAAAAUCCAGUUUAGUGCCAGAGAAAUCCUUUAAAGCUACAAUCUGCAUUUAGCGUCGUCAUACUCCGCGUUCUCACUGUCUCUCAAUUAAACGCACACACACAACGAACUCUCCACCCUAUAUAUGUACACACCCAUCAUAUCAAGUACGCGACAGCCUUCUCGGCGAUUCUCAAGUUGUUUAGCUAACGGCGAAGAGAUAUGAAAUCGAAGGGACCCCAUUGGCAUUGCAUUUCCUCCUGAUUUGUUCGGUUUGUUUGAAAUUUCCAUUUUCUGUUCGUAGCCAGCUAAGACUAGCGCUAAUCUAAGAAUAAGCAUUGUACAUUACUAAUGAAAAUGAAGUCUCUUAUCGAUGAUCGUUCCUUAAACUUAAUCUAUAUGCGAAUAGAUUUUGUCCUACGCAUAGUGUAUUUUUAUUAUACACCAUGCGGAAUGUGGCAUUCUUAUAGAAUGUUUAUUACUCUAUACAAAGCAUUACUAAUAAAAACUAACUUCUUUAUUUAUUAUAUAUACUAUACACAAAUAUAUUAUAUACUAGUUAAUGACAAGGUUAGACAAAGUAGUGAAUGAAGCUUACAACACUGACACGGAAACAAAUGAACAUGAACAAAAAAGAAGAACAACCAAAAAACACUGGAGUCCAAGUUUAGAACUUACUAAUCAAAAAUAUAUUUAGAUACACUUUUCUGCAGGUAUUUAAAAGAAAGUAAAAGUAAAGGUAAAACUAAACUAAAGCUAACGAUAACGAUAAAUAACGAUAGAGACAAGCACUUAACCCCACCAUAACCAAGGACUUACCAAAAUUGCAUACACUAGUUUUCUAACUACACCUACAAGGACACCCAAUCAACACUCCAACUAACACACAGACACAGUUACAAGGGCCCAAAAAGGCGACAGGACGAAGGAUGUAGUGUAAGAUUGAUCGACGAAGAGGGAAGGAUAGGGGUGCAUAUCUUUUUGCCAAGCCUAAAACAUUUUGCCUUUAAUAUUUAUAACGCAUUUUUGCUUUGGUUUUAAUAGGAACACAAGAAUGACAUAUUGGAUACAGGGUAAUACAUGCAGUUAAAUCUAAAUACAUAGUAAACUAAACCUAUCAAGUAACUAUGAUAAUUUCGUAUUGAUACCGAAACAUUUUCAUUCAUUUGUAUAAUAAUUUCCCCCAAAGCUUUCGCACUUUUUUCGAUACGAUACUUUUAAGCUCGUGACACACUUUUGAAGCUUUGCAUACCAAAUAGAUUUCGCUUGGAUAGGCAUAGGGUUAGAUCCUAGAGUAUCAUCAACCGUGGGCAUAGAUGGGACAAGGAAAGGCAGUAGUAGCCAUAGGAAUAUAACAAAACCAGCAACAAUAAUUGGCGGCGCUUGUAAGAAAGCUCAGAAAGUGCAUUUAAAAUACAACAAAAAUAUGAAAACAAAUGGGAGAAAAGAAAGGAGAAAUUUAAACAUUUUUAAAAGCAGAAACUAGUCGUACUUAUAUAGACGAUAUAUUAUAAUACUAUUAUUAUGACAAUUAUUACUAUUACUAUGAACAAAGAAAGAUUUAUUAGCGAGCUAAGGUCAACCAAGCAUUAUAUAAACCAAUUUUGCAAUUAUACAAACCGAAUCGGACGGAAUGAUAUGGGAGGAAUAUAGUACGUGUACGGCUGGAGAUAUUGGCGUUGAAAAGGCCCAAAGUUAUUUUUUGUAGAUAAAACUGUUAUCUUUUAGUACUUAGCCAAAUGUUAGAUCGAGGUACGAGAUACAGAGAUAUAACUCAUGUAGUUGGCAGCAGGCUAAUCGAAUAAAACCAAAUGGUCAAAGCGAAUUUAUAUUGUAUAUAGUAUAAAAUCCCUCAAACAGACACCCGAACCAGGGGGUUGAAUUAUUGCAUAUUAUUAAAAAACAUAAAAAGUGAAAGCUAGCCUAGAUUUUAGCAUCAACACAUCAGAAAAACAAACACUUAUGUACACUUGGUAUUUUUUGAGUGUAGCUUGAGAUGCAACUCAGAAACUAUUUCUCGGAUGCAGUACCACAGCUACAGCUUCUUUAUACACUCUAUAUGCUUUUCGUUUAGAAAUCCGUCCGUAUUUAGCAUUAUGCAAGCACACAGACACUCACACACACGUAAGCAAACGGCAGGUGGUUUGAUUUUGGUAACUUAGCCUCACUUUCGAUUGAUUUGCUAUUGCCCAAGAGUUAUGUAAUUACAUUCGUCAGUUCCGAACCCCAGAACAAGCCCACACAAAUACAAGUACUUAGCCAUGAUUACAUCAAUCCAUUAUUUGAGAUUUUUGAAGAGCACCUUUAACGAAAACAAUAAGAAAUUAGCAGCAAAAUGUGAAUGAGAAACACAAACGAAAACUAAAAUAAAAACCUAACAUUAAAAUUCAACAAAAGACAUUUAAAAUUAAGAGAACUUGCACCUAAUAUUAGUAGCAUAAAUGUAAAGACAGAAAAUGCAAAUAAAGAAUUCGUAUCAAUUUAAUUUGAAGCAAAGCAGAUUCCAAGCAAGCAUGCUUUUACACCCCUACACACGAUUCGUGAUCAGUUCCUUUAAAAUCUGUCAAGAGGAAUUUCGAAUUCGAAAGCGAGAACAAAACCAGAAGCAAAACCAAACGAGGCGAAAUCAAGAAUAACAACACAUGAAUUAAAUGUUAAAUGUAAAAUGGUUUCAGAAUCAAAAAGAAUAAAAUAUACAUAGAGCAUUAACAGGAUCCCUGUCACUGUGAGCCCGGAACAGUUCAGGAGUUUUUCUCUAGCCUUUCGUCUUUCAUUGACUUUGAUUUGAAUUCCGACAUCGAAUCCACUUUGUACACAAGUCGAGCAUCUCUCACUUUAUGCAUUUUUUCCACUAUGUACAUCACAAACGGAAACGGAUAUGAAGGCACACAGCUACUACAUGCAUACUCACGUAUAUUAAAUAUGACAAAAUUUAUAUUUACACACAUAAAUGCCGAACUAACGAGAUGGAUGGUAAUAGUCAAAAGUAGUUGAGCGAGACAGGAGGACAGACGUGAAGAACAAUUAAGUAAAUCAUUUAUAAUAGCAACAAGAAGGUCUUUAUAUAACUAUUUAUAGAAAUAUACGCUAUAUACUAUACAUAUAUGUACAUUAAAUACAAUCUAUGAAUAAUGAAACCAAAAUGGCGAAGUGUGUAAAAUUGUGCAUUCGUUCAUUAAAACAAAAGGAUGAAAGUAAACACCGAAAAAACAAUACAGAUAUAUAUCUAUAUAUAUACUCAAUCGGCCUUUUCCGCGAUGCCUUGCCACGCGGAAAGCGGCUGGGAGCCCACAACACAAGUAAAUGCUAUCGAACAAGAAAACUAUUAAUUAAUUAUGAACAAAACUAUAAAUAUUUUAAUACUUAAAGCAUUAUCAACAGAAGUAUAUUUUAAACAUUAUUUAUGCGACUUACUGCAGGAUACCAAUACCACAUAGAUAAACCCAGCAUAAUAAUAGACGAGUACAUACUACAGUAACAAUAACUACCGAUCGAUCGAGGACGACACCAUCCCCACACACACAGGCUAGUUUCUGAUCAGUUUCUUUCCCUAAGAUCUGCUAAGUUCCGGAACACCCCGAACCAAAAACCCACUAUGAAAACCAAAAACCGAUGCAGUAGGAGCAAAGCAGAUUAGUUAGGUGAAGACCGCGGCGAGGGGCUAACAAUAAGGAGAGAUCGAGAUGGUAUAAGUCGUAAUAACAGAAAUAUCAAACACCCUAGUAUUAAUUAUUGCCAGUUUCAAAA
Molecule: messenger RNA, 10658 nt
Organism: Drosophila biarmipes
Lineage: Eukaryota; Metazoa; Arthropoda; Insecta; Diptera; Drosophilidae
Gene: bru3
Product: CUGBP Elav-like family member 4
Exons: 14
Coding region: 979-2307 (442 amino acids)
Biological process (GO): mRNA splice site recognition; regulation of alternative mRNA splicing, via spliceosome
Cellular component (GO): nucleus; cytoplasm; ribonucleoprotein complex
Molecular function (GO): mRNA binding
Source: RefSeq, a predicted model, not a curated record